Molecule: messenger RNA, 1093 nt
Organism: Annulohypoxylon truncatum
Lineage: Eukaryota; Fungi; Ascomycota; Sordariomycetes; Xylariales; Hypoxylaceae
Exons: 1
Coding region: 312-977 (221 amino acids)
Source: RefSeq, a predicted model, not a curated record
AAAGAUACCUAUUUCCAACAUAUCAGUGAUGAUUCAGUGGCUUGGUGAAAGCCCCCGGAUAGCUACACAUGAACAAGCCAUCCCUCUUUUUACACAAUGGCCAUAGUACCCAUGAUUCUUUGUUCAUUUCAUCCUAUGAAAGAAUGUAGUAGUUUCACAAUGCGUUGUUUUAACGGUAGCUCCCUAUUCUUUGCUCCUAUGGUUCAGAACAAUAAUCGCAUACUUGCCAUAUAAACUGCCGUGCUCCCCCCUUUAGAUACAGUCUAUCGUGGAAACUUAUUCGAAGCUGAGGUAGGUAUUCAUUAGCAAAAAUGAAGACGUGUGGUUGCAUUCUCUACUACGCCUUCUACCCAUGUGGGCACCAGUCGUCUGAAUGGAUAUACUGUCCAAUAGCAAAGGCCAAGAAUCUACUUAGGCGCGGGCCCCCGAAAGCCUGUGACUCGCAUACACCAAUAGAGAUUGCGCCCGAUCUGGAAGAUACCUGCGGCUCGACUUGUCUUACACAGCCUUAUCAAUGUACGAACUGCGGAUCACCCAAACAAGUAGGCUGGCGAUGUUCUCGAUGUCAGUGUAAACGCACUAAGAACGCUCCAGUGUGGGAGCCUUGUGUCUGCCCUAAUCCCAAUCAUAAUUGCCCUCGCUUUGCUUUAAGGAAGAGGGGACAGGCGCUGUGUACGCCCUGCCGCAGCGGAGCCUGCAUAUCGACGUCGCCUACAGGCCCCCAACUUAAGAGUAAGCCCAUGCCUGUCUUACAUUGGAAAUGCCACAUGUGUUCUAAGAAUAAUUCCACACCAGCGAAUAAUAUGAGAUGUGGGAGUCCUCGCGGUACGGAUGGGUGUGGUCACACGAGGUGUGGUAAAUGCAGGGCGCUUUUUUCAUGUACCUGUGGGUGCGGAUGUGCUUAUACCUUCGUUGAGGGUGGUCCUGGGGUUUGUAACUGGUGCAUAAGGACUUGUUCGAAGUUCCAAGCUACCUAGGUAGGUAGAUAUAUUAGCAGAAUGAGUAGUGUUUACCUAGAAGAAUCAUGCGUUUCGUUAGGUAUAAAUUGAGUCCUAGGACGGCGGGCCAUUUGACUUAAACCGCCAAAGCCUCA